CAUGAAGCUCCUCGUGUACAGAAGGUUUUGUAGGUUCUUCGUUGUCUGGAUCAACUCCACGUGAAAAAGAAAGUACUCGUAUAUAAUUUAGGACCCCACCGGCGAGGACUUUCGCUCACAGAAAAAGACAACAAGUCGGCUUGGAGAUAGUCCGUUAGGUACAGGGUUGAUAAAAUAGGAAAGAUGCGGUCCGUCUUUCUCUCCCUCGUAGCGUCCUCCGCUACGACAUCUUCUGCGCUUUUGAUGAAGGAGAAAGCCCAAACGUCCGCCGCUUUCACUUUGAAGGAACAGGAGGCCGCGAAGCAGGGGUUCGGGUUACCGGGAUGUGAUUUAGACACCUAUGUCCGCUACAAGGUCACGUUUUGCUCCGGGACGAAGGGAGAGGGCGGAAUCAAGCCGUUGAAGAACCCGUACUUUAAGAAGCUGGAAGCGGACGUCAGCGAGUAUAAGAAGGAGGGAAACCGCGAGCUGGGCUGGAAGAAGUGGAUGGGGGUAAAGCUAAAGCAGCUACUUUACUACGUGUUUUUGAUGUGCAUAUAAUGCUGGUGCAGUCGGGUAUGCAUGACAAAACGACAUUUUCAUGCGUGAUCGUGCAUUACAAAAUCAAAAAGCGAAGUCACACCAUGAAAAAAUCCAGGACACCAUCGUCGAAAACUCCUUCUCCGUCUGCCACAACGAAAUCGGUGCUUUAUCCUGUGCAAAAGCAUCGUAGUCGUAGUAAUUCUUGGAAUCAUGCAUUACAAAUCUCUUUCCUAAGGUGAAUCCGCACUACAAACUUCAUUUGUCAUGCUGAGGAAAUUUGUAAUGCAUUUAUACGAGUGCGAUAGUACUUUUGCCCUGCAUACGCUUUCGCAAACGGCGACUCCUGCACCUACGAAUUUAAAAACGAGGCGGGGCAGGUCAUGCCGACGGACGCUGUCAGCUUAUUCGGGGUUUCUGUGUAAGCGGUUGAGUGGCAGAGCCAGAGACUACAUCAGUUUGAUGUGAUUCUUCAGAAAACUAUAAGCUGUUUCGGGUCAGUCGCUAUGUAAGAUUUUUGGUUUCGGGUUAACAAGGUUUGAAGUUUUAGAAAUCGAAAUGCAAAAAAAAAUGGAUCUGCGAAAAAUUAUGAUGCGCUACGAAGAUGAGAAAGGAACUUUGAUUACUUUGAUAUACUGCAAUGGUUUGACGAACUGAAACUAUUUUCAGAACACAUUUGGUCGACACUGAAACUUUGAUUACUUUGAUAUACUGCAUUUUCUAUGCUUUUUUAUGAUUACUUUGAUAUACUGCAACUUUCGCACCCGGUUCUCAUCUUCAUCUCGCGCAUCUAAAUUUUGCUUUGACAGUUUGCUGCAUGUUUAGGGGAAAUGAAAAUCUUGAGCGGCAGCUCAGAAGCGGUUGAGGAAAGGCAACGAUUGAG
Molecule: messenger RNA, 1402 nt
Organism: Amoebophrya sp. A120
Lineage: Eukaryota; Dinophyceae; Syndiniales; Amoebophryaceae
Source: the annotation of a GenBank genome assembly